AUGGAUACUCCAGACUUUAUAAUCCCUGACGGCGACCCCGUCAGCGACGCUCCUAGCGAGAAUGUCCCAAAGACCAAGAAGCCUCGCCGUAGCCGCUACGACCCAGAGCCCGACUGGUCGGCCAUGGUGCGAGCCAAGGUCACGAAGUCCCAACAUCGUGUCGGCCAGGCCUGUGAUCGUUGCAAGCUCAAGAAGAUGAAGUGUACCCCGGAUGCUGCAGGUUGCGCCUGUUGCCUUAUCCUCAACAUCCCAUGCAAAGUCACUGAUCGUGUCACCGGCGAGACUUGGGUGCGUGGUGAGGCUGGACGAAUGCGAGCUCUUAUCGAGAAUCUCAAGAAGCAGACCGAGGACCUGAAGGAGCAGAUCACACAGCUUCAGCAGAAGAACACACAGCUACAGGGCUAUCUGAACGGUUCAUACAGAGACAGUCUCAUAGAUCCCUACGAGGUAUAUCUACAUUCUCCUCUCCUCUGA
Messenger RNA from Penicillium crustosum, 474 nucleotides. RefSeq names its product putative C6 finger domain protein. The transcript has 2 exons. Bases 1 to 474 code for a protein of 157 amino acids. The record is from RefSeq and is a predicted model, not a curated record. NCBI's taxonomy places the organism in Eukaryota, Fungi, Ascomycota, Eurotiomycetes, Eurotiales, Aspergillaceae. Gene Ontology annotation, biological process: regulation of DNA-templated transcription. Gene Ontology annotation, molecular function: DNA-binding transcription factor activity, RNA polymerase II-specific; zinc ion binding.